UCAUCUGCAGCAGCAGCCUGAAGCAGCGGACAUGGAGGAGAAGAAGAAGAAGAAGUCCUCCAGGAAGUCUCUGAGAACUCUGUUCUCCAGAACCGAACCGGGUCCGGACGACUCUGCGCAGAAACAGCAGGACAGGAAGAAGUUCAAGUUCCCGAAGCUGAAGAUGAAAACGAAGAUGGAGGCAGAGAGGCAGCCGGAGGUCCGGACUCCGGAGGACGAAGACGGGCCGUCCUCCCUGAAGAAGACUUCCUCUGUCUGCGCCCCCGAGUCCAGGUCAAAGGUUCGUCUCUUCAGUUACUCGGACUUGGAUCUCAGGUCUCUACGUCGUUUUUCUUCGUUCUCCUUCGGCCUGAGGAAGAGGAGGAGGAGGGAUGAAGAGGAGCUCUCCAGGAGCGCCUUUGGUCUCCAUAGCAACCAGCAGGAGGAAGAGGAGGAGAAUCCCGUCUCCCGCCUGGAUCUGGACCGGGCCGACCCGAAGACCCGGUUCAGUUUGUCUCAACCCGAACUCGAUACCAGCGGAACCUUCGACAUCCCGUCCCCCCCUCCCCCGUCCUCCAACCGGGCCGAACCGUCCUCCUUCACUGCAGGGUUGUUAACCAGAACCCGACCGGAACCGGAGGAGCUCCUCUCCAACAGAACCUCCAGAACUCUGAUCGCCUCCAACCCGGAGUUUCCGGUUCCGACGGCCCGAACAGAAGCCCCGGCUGUUCCCGGCCUCCGGUCCAAUCAGGCAGAACCAGGUGCGGACCAGAACCAAACCUCAUCCGCUGCAUCGGGAAACGGGGAUGGUUCUGAUGGUCCGAAUCCGAAUCCAGAACCUCACGGUACCUCAGGAACCCGUCCUGUGGUUCUGGAGCAGCGGACCGGUUCCUGCAGGCGGGACUCGGGUUCAACUCUGGGCGAACCGGAACCGAGCAGUUCCGAACCGAAACCUGAAGAAGUUUUAACGCUCUCUAUGAUCCCAGAACCGGAACCGAGCAGCUCCGAACCGAAACCGACGGUACCAGGUGAAGGUAAGCUGGACCUGAAAGUACCAGUUGAACUUUCUGAACUGGACCUGGCGGUACCUGCUGUCCCAGCUAAAGGUUGUGAUCCAGAACCGGCGGUACCAGUUGAAAGUUCGGCACUGGACCUGAUGGUACCUGCUGUCUCAGCUGCAGGUUGUGAUCCAGAACCGGACGCGGCGGUACCGCCGCACACCCCUGGUCCCGGUUCGGGUCGGGUUCUCUAUAAGUCUCCGUCUCCUCCUCGGUUCUUUCUGGUUCGGUCUCCAGACCGGGUCCCAGAGCCAGAACCGCCUGGGGUCCAGACCCUCCCUCUAGUGUCACCUGACCCCGGCGCAGGUUUUUCCGGUUCUGCUGAAACCAAACCGAGCCGUGUGAUUCGGGUUCGGACCGCUUCCCACAGCGGAGGCCUGGUUCCCGCUUCUCCGGUUACCGCAGCGUCUCCGGGGACGGACUCUCGGGUUUCCGGCUCUGAACGCAGACUGGUUCCGGUCGGACGGCAGAUCGCAGCAGACUGCUUUCCUCCGGAUCACGGAAUGAACUUUCAGGACUUCUCCGAACCUCCCGAACCGGACCGGGCUCUGAGUCCGGCCUACCUGAGCGUCGGUUCGGACGACGGCGCGGAGCUUUACUUCAGCGCCCCGGAGGAAACGCCGGAGAGCGGAGAGGAGGCGGACCUGCGGGACGGCUGGGGGGAGGUUGAGACGCCCAGAGGUCAGAGGUCAGAGGAGAAAGCAGAAACAGCCUCCGCACAGGUGAGAGUGUGGGAGGAGCCGGCGCCACCGGUUCCGCAGGUAAACAGGCUGCAGGAAUGCGGCUCGGCCCCGCCCGCCCACGGUGCGCCGGCGGAGGGAAACCAGACCGCAGAAACCGAAGAUCCCGCUCAGAAAGCCCCGAACCUGCCGGGACCGGUUCUGGUUCCUGACUCCAGGAGAACCGAGGAAACCCGAGAGGAGCUGCGAGUCCGGCCGCGAGGAGAGGAAGAGGAGGAAGAGGAAGAGGAGCGCACCUUCACGCGUCCUGCAGCGGGAGGGACGCCUGACGCCGCCGCCGGCCGUCCCGGGGGGGCGGGGACCAGGACGCACCGCGUUAACGGAGCCGCCGCGACGCAGCGACAGGUGCCAGACCUGACGUCGGCUCUGGACGCGCGCAGACCGCCUGGCGACCCGCAUCCAGCCCGCGCCGCGGCUCACCUGGACCGCAGCUGCCAGCCUACAGAACCAGAACCAGAACCAGACGACAGGAUGAGUUCAGGCUACAGCAGCCUGAGCACCACGCUGACCCUGAAGAACCCGUCUCCUUUCAGAGAGGAGGAACCCAAACCCCGCUUCCACAAAGUGUCCCUGGUUACCAUGGAGACCAGCAGCAUGCCCGAGCCAGACGAUCCGGAACCAGAGUACAAGUGGAAGAACCGUUUUCAGGGCGUGACUCAGUUUAAAUCCAGCAGGUCCCCCUUCCCUGAAGACGAUGAACCUUCCUCACACUUCAGCUCCUCAGACAGCUCUGUGUACCUGAGCCCCGCUGGAGGCGGGGAGUGGAGGCGGAGCCUGCUGGAGGAGGGGGAGGAGUCAGCUGCUCCUGCAGGUGAAGAGGAUGAGCGGCUGAAAGGAGAGACGCAGUGGAGGGAGCCGAGGUGGGAGCUGGAGCCGCUCUCUGCGUCCUCCUGCAGCACCGAAGACGACUCCUCCUUCUUCACCGGAGUCUUCAAGGCCACCCUGGUGGACCUGACCCCUGACCCCCCAACCUCACCUGACCCCCCAACCUCCCCCAACGUCGACUCCCCCGUCAACGACAUGGACAGCCUGGUGGACACCCUGAGAAGCAUGGGGCCCUCUCAGAGGCCCCGCAGCACCGGCGUGCGAGCAGCUCCUCCUCCACUGGUCUCCACCCUGUCCCCCAUCAGAGAGGACAUCUCCACCCUGUCCAUCAGAGAGGACAUCUCCACCCUGUCCAUCAGAGAGGACAUCUCCACCCUGUCCCCCAUCAGAGAGGACAUCUCCACCCUGUCCAUCAGAGAGGACAUCUCCACCCUGUCCAUCAGAGAGGACAUCUCCACCCUGCCCCCCAUCAGAGAGGACACAGGGAACCCCGUCAUCUCCACCCUGUCCCCCAUCAGAGAGGACAUGGGGAGUCCCUUUGUCCGUAGCACCCCCCAGAGGACAGAGGAGCCCCAGAACCAGCUGUACACCCUGCCAUUGGACCUGGGCCUGAAGAGGAACAUCUCCAGAGACGCCCGCUCCCCAAUGGAGCUGAUGAAGAGCCAGGAGCUGAUCUCCCCGCUGCACAACGGGAACGGCGCUCCUCCGUCUCCCACCACCGGCUCCCGCCUCGACAACAGUGUCCUCUUUGGCUCUUACCGCUCCUCAAACUCGGACCUGAAGCUGGAAAAUGGGACCGCCCACCGGCCGCUGUUCAGCUCCCUGCCGGACACAGGAACCCUGGGAAUGAGACUGAGGGAGACUGGUGACGCGGGGCCUGUUGGGGACGUAGCAGGGUCCCGUCUGGAGCGCCUCUCCUUCCUCGUCAACUCCUCAUCAUCCCUGAACGGAGACGCCGGCCCCUCCAGGAUCAGCCGAUCGUCCUCCUUGAUCCUGGGCUCCCCCACCUCCGACAGCCCCACCCGUUUGCUCAGCCCCACCGGCUCCAUCGACUCUCACCGGGCCCCCACCAUCUCAGAGCCCCACCUGUUUAGCAAGGGGCCCGGGGUCCUACAGAGGAGCCUCAGCUAUGAGGGGCUAUCACAGGCAUCCUUGUUUGGCAGUUUAUCUGGAGGGCCACCAUUCAGCAGUUUGUCUGGAGGGCCACAGUUCAGCAGUUUGUCUGGAGGGCCACAGUUCAGCAGUUUGUCUGGAGGGCCACAGUUUAGCAGCGUUCAGGCAGGGUCCCAAUUCAACAGCGUUCACAGAGGGUCCCAGCUCCAGAACCAGCGAGAUGAACCAGACAGCAACCUGAUGUCCAAGUAUCGAGCCUUCCCAGACGCCUAUCUCACCAAGGAGAAGGAACACGGGAAGCUGAACCCGCGACCAGGAAAGGUGAGUUCCACCAGUUAGUCCAACUGGUUAAAC
Poecilia reticulata (guppy) is the source of this 4069-nucleotide messenger RNA. The record is from RefSeq and is a predicted model, not a curated record. Lineage: Eukaryota; Metazoa; Chordata; Actinopteri; Cyprinodontiformes; Poeciliidae.